GUUGAAGAAGAGUAUGCACGUUCUGCUGAAACGUUCUUCAAUUGUCAGAAUUGUUUUAAAAUUUUCGUGAUUUAUGAAAAGAAACCGGUGGUGACCAUAGAACUUGUAGACACAGAAACAGAGGAAGAGAAUGGUGAUGGAGAGAAUAUUCAGCCGAAUGGAGAAACUACAAUAGAUCCUAGCAGCGAUGAAGAUUCCGAUCACAACGAGGAUACCGAUGAGGAGCAGCAUAGGAACGGUACGACAGGUUUGCCGAAGACGAACGGCUUUGUCGAUGAAAAGAGAGAGGAUAGAACAUCAUGCGGAGCUGGGCCUUCAACUAGGAGCUCUUCAACUAUAAGGAAACGAAGUGUGCAUCGUCUUUUCCUGAGGCGUAAUGCUCGCAUGCGGAAUCCUGAAUGUACUGGAGAUUUCAUUGCAUUUGGAGGAGACGGAGCUCCAUCAAUUUUAUCGCCUUCUUUCGGAUGGGAAGGAAUUAUUCGACGCAAUCGUGGACGUGGAUUGGCAAAAAUGGAGCGCAUGCAUUACAUCCGCAAAUGUCGAGCUGGCGAUAUGUUCGCGGAAGAACACGGUGUCACAUGGUUGGCGAAAGGGAUGCAAAAAGUCACAUCACAUCAUCCGGUGUAUGAGUUUCUGCAAUUUAACAAAUAUAUGCUGAAAAAUAUAGCAUAUCAGUCUCGCUCCAAAUAUAUACAUGUUAGUUGA
This is a messenger RNA of Ostertagia ostertagi, 705 nucleotides long. Lineage: Eukaryota; Metazoa; Nematoda; Chromadorea; Rhabditida; Trichostrongylidae. The record is from the annotation of a GenBank genome assembly.